CAUUAUGUUCUUCUAUAUAGCUUCAUGUCAGAGUCUCCCUCAGCCCACUUGGAACAAGAAAAUAAAUUAGCCCUCUUGUUUUCUCCCCAUUAUUUGAAAUAAUAAUCUGGGAAAAUGAGGAAGCCUGGAGAUCAAAUGGGGAAGGAAAAAUUGAAUAACAUUAAGGCUAAAUUGAGGAAGGGAUUGUGGUCGCCUGAAGAGGAUGAGAAACUAAUGAAUUACAUGUUGACAAAUGGACAAGGUUGCUGGAGUGAUAUUGCGAGAAAUGCCGGAUUGCAGAGGUGCGGGAAGAGUUGCAGGCUUCGAUGGAUUAAUUAUUUGAGACCUGACCUUAAACGUGGCGCGUUUUCUCCUCAGGAAGAAGAACUUAUCAUUCAUUUGCAUUCCAUUCUUGGCAACAGGUGGUCUCAAAUUGCGGCACGUCUACCAGGAAGGACGGACAAUGAAAUAAAGAAUUUUUGGAAUUCCACAGUGAAGAAGAGGUUGAAAAAUAAUAAAAAUAAUUCAACAUCCUCCCAAAACAUGAACAGUGACUCAAUAUCAGAGCCUAUGGAUGCUGCCAUGCAAGGACUAAUGCCCAUGCACGAAUACAAUGUUACAGCAAUGUACAUGGAUUCAUCGUCUUCUUCAUCUUCUUCCAUGGAAGCCAUGGUUAGGAACAGCCAGUUCAACCCUUUUCCUCUAAUGGACGACAAAUUCGACCUCAUAAAUGGUACGGUAGCCGGUUCGUUCGAUUUCUCGACGUGCUUAGAACAAGUUGAUAUGUCAAAUAGGGGAUUUGAGCAGGACUAUGGAGUCAUGGAACCUUAUGUUAUGGGAUUAGAAAAUGACCUUUCUGUCCCUGCAUUAGAGGGUAAAGGGACUGAGCCUAAUAAUGCUGUAUAUGACUAUACUUUUGACACCAAUGGGAACAUCAACGGCCAAUUGAAUAAUAGUACUGAAAGCAUCAAAGUUGAAGACAUCGUGGGGAUUGAAAAUCAUUGGCAAGGAGAUAGCUUCAAAAUGGGAGAAUUAGAUUGGGAGGGUUUGUUGGCAAAUGUCUCCUCCUUACCUUACCUUGAUUUCCAAGUUGAAUAAUCUCUCUCUCUCUCUCUCUCUCUCUCUCUCUCUCUCUCUCUCUCUCACUAUUCCCCUAUAUUUUCUGCCUCUUUCUUGCUCUCUCUUACACUGUAAUCUUGAUACUUUCCGUUACCAUUUUUCUUGGAACAUUUUGAGUUAUAGAUCUUGAAAAUACUCAAUUUUUCGAAUUUAGAAUACACUGUGUAUUGCAAAUUUCCUUCGUCUCGAUCCCGUGAAAUAAAUUCUUAGUGAUGUUAGGUGGAAGUGCAUUUGAAGGGCAGAGACAUCCAGUCAAUCACUUUCUGGUAACUAAAAUGAAUAAUCUUUCUUGUGAAGCAAAAUGUGCAUAGUGAAUGGCAGUUGAGGCGAAGAAAAAAUAAAGAGUCAUCUGAUCAAUUGUAUAUGUAGGCUUAUGCAUAUGUGAGAUGAAAUAAUAUGUGAAAUGACAAUACUUUUAGUAGGAGAUGUACUUACAAACAGAAGUUGUUAGUACUGG
Molecule: messenger RNA, 1555 nt
Organism: Olea europaea var. sylvestris
Lineage: Eukaryota; Viridiplantae; Streptophyta; Magnoliopsida; Lamiales; Oleaceae
Product: transcription factor MYB83-like
Exons: 2
Coding region: 115-1077 (320 amino acids)
Source: RefSeq, a predicted model, not a curated record